This is a messenger RNA of Sparassis crispa, 825 nucleotides long. RefSeq lists its product as hypothetical. The transcript has 7 exons. NCBI's taxonomy places the organism in Eukaryota, Fungi, Basidiomycota, Agaricomycetes, Polyporales, Sparassidaceae. The record is from RefSeq and is a predicted model, not a curated record. The coding region runs from base 1 to 825 and encodes 274 amino acids.
AUGCAAAAACGAAUUUUGGUAUCCCGAGUCACCGCUUAUGAGCUCUGGACCUCAUUCAGACAAACUCAUCCGUGGACUGCACACGUUAUCUUGGAAUGGACUACCGGCACAGCACAUAUGAGAAUGCGUAUCAAGCGUUGUCUAAUGCGUUCGCGGGUUUGUAUUAUAUGCAGAGAAAUCGACGGUGCGGAGUGCGGCCGCUCAGCGCGUGACCUAGGAUUUCCCCUCUUUCAUGAUCCGUAUAUAUUGUGUGAACAAUCUAUGUCUGACUCCAUGGCAAAUAUGGCGGACGUCAGUGUACAGUCCCCGUUUGUUCAGCAGGAACACGCUCUGCCGGGUCGAGCAGUACCCUCGUCACAUAACGAAGGACUUUCCAUCCCUGCUCAUGGAGCACCAUGGAUUACGGAGUUGGAUGAUCAAACAUUUUUGGAUCAUGACCAGCUUGAUCCGCUCUCCGAGCGGCUUCUCGCUAGUUCCACGAUGAUGUAUCACGACUUACAUUAUCCAUAUCAACCAUCCUCAUCACAUGUGCAAGCGCCUGCAGCACGCGGACCAGAGCAUCUUUCGCUGUGCCACGCACCUCCCGUCGGCAUUGUGGUGUUGUCCGAUUUUGGGGUUUGUGAAGAGAGCCCAAGGUUUCGUACACCAUAUUCACAGCCCUUUCCGCACAAAAUGACCGAUUCCCCUCUGACGACCAUGGGCCUGCCCAGGGGAGGUGGGAAAAUGGGGAACUGCGCCAUCCGACACCUCGCUCUAGCUACUCUUGCAGGAGCUCUUAGGCAUCCUGCUGUCAUCGAGAGUCAGCCAGUAGUCGAACAGGACUAG